AUGAAUCGCCCUAGAAAGAAGAAGGAAUCAUCGUUACUCCAUGAGCUGAAAAAGCUUGAGCUAUUGGAAGAGGGAGAGCUUGUGGAUAUUCCAGAGCUGGAAAACGAGGACUUGAUAGAAGAAAACUCGAUGAGCAUCAUCGUCAGAUGUUUAAACCCUACAGUCCAUAAAGUGGGGGGCUUGGUUAAGGCGCUACCUCCUAUCUGGGGGAUGGAAGAAGUGGUUAAGGGUAGAGGCGUGGGAGAGAAUAAGGUUCAAUUUUUCUUCCAGCACGAGAGGGACCUACAGCAUGUACUCACCAAGGGGCCUUGGUUCGUGAAUGGCUGGAUAGUCUCCCUCGAUAGAUGGGCCCCUAACGCAGGACCAGAGUUCCUAUGUAGAAUCCCCUUCUGGAUCCGUAUUAGGGGGAUUCCGGUUCACCUCCUCAAGAAAGAAGCAGUUGAAGGCUUGAUAGGGCCGCUGGGAAAAGUGGAGAAAGUUGAGCUCCAUGCGAAGAACUCCUCUUCGGUGGAGUAUAUAUGGGCUUUGGUUUGGAUUAAUACAGAGGAACCUCUACAGUUCAGGAGGAUUGCGCGUUUUAAGUCAGGGGAAAUAGUUCCAACAGAAUUGGAAUACGAGAAGCUGAUCAAGGUGUGCUUCAUCUGUAAGCGUCUAACACAUGACCAGAUCUACUGCCCUAUGCAAGAGGGCCGCGAGACGCUUGAAAGUGGCCGCAGGACAGCUGUCAAACAGGAAGGGGAAGCUGCGAUCUUAGCUAGCUCCAGAAGGCAAAACAAGGAGUCGGCGGAGAGGAGACCAAUCACUAAGAGAACUCCAAAAGGAGGUCGAAUAUCAAGAUCGGAGCAAUCUCCACGCAGAGCUGUGAGCACACGCAAGCGAAGUGAGGCUGAAAGGAAAGGCAAAAAUGUGGUAGGAUCCUCUUCGCAGGUGUGGCAACCAAAGAGUUCUCAAAGUCUGCCUACUAAGCAAGUUGGGGGUUCACGGAGCACAGAGGAAUCAUCAGCCGUUCCACGGACUAGGAGUGACUCUCAGGGCCCGAUGACAAAAGGAGCAUCCUCAGGAGCAAGGGAACAAGAGGCAAGCCCCAUUCCGGAAAAAAGAAUCACUGAAGCAGAGCCAAGUGGUACUAAGAGAAGGAGGCUUAGCAGAAGUGACGAAAGGAUUCCAAAAAAGGCCAAGGUUGGAGAACUCCAAGAAGAAGGAACCCCGUCGGUCUUUGAGAGGCUAGGCUCGCAAGGCAAGGGUUCUGGAGGAAGAAGUUCGGGAAGUAGGAGCUCAAGUGAGAAACAUCAUUCUGCCUCUGUGGCAGCCAAUACCCCUAACCGUUCCGCGCAGCGGAUAGUGCUAGGGAGUGGAAAAAUUGUGGAAGAAGGGUUGAUGGUUCGUCAGCUGCAGGAGAUACACCGGGUGUAUUCUCCUGAUAUAAUAUUCCUCAGUGAGACAAAGAACAGAAGAUGGUAUAUGGAAGAGAUCAUGGUAAAGCUUGGAUUUCAUGAUCUUAGAACAGUGGAACCAAUUGGUAGAAGUGGAGGAUUAGCCGUCCUAUGGAAAGAGGCAUGUGUAUACGGAGAGCCAGUGAAAGGAAAUCGAAGUGGGGUGUGGGAGAGACUCACCAGAAUAGGAGUUAACAGAGAUGCGCCUUGGUUUUUAACCGGCGACUUCAACGAAAUAGUGGACCAAUCAGAGAAACUUGGUGGAGCUCUUAGGAGCGAUGUAGAAGGAGCAGAGUUUAGGCAGAUGAUGUCGGACUGCGGCCUCUGGGAAAUCCAACACAAGAGCUACAAGCUUUCCUGGCAUGGGGUUAGGAACAAUGAUCUGGUACAAUGCAGGCUUGACAGAUCAUUGGCAAAUCAGGAGUGGCUUCACCUUUUCCCGUCAGCUUCAGCGCGCUACCUCAGUAAAGGCUGCUCUGACCAUAGCCCGGUUAUGAACUUUCUUGAUGGAGUGGAGUGGAGAAAGCGACCUAUGUUCAGAUAUGAUCAGCGGUGGAUCAAGAAGGAAGGUUUCUCAACCACUGUGACGAGCAGCUGGUGCGGUAGAGAAGCAGGACAGGUGAGCUUAAUGCAGAGAGUAGCAAACUGUAGGAAAGCUAUCUCAGGAUGGAAGAAGACUGCCAAACCGAACUCUGCUAUCAGGAUACAAGAGCUCCAUCAUCGGAUGGAUGAGGCUUCCCGCAGGAAUCUUUAUGUGCCGGGAGAGCUAAAGCAACUAAGGCAGGAGCUCAAUGAGGAGUAUUACAAUGAAUAA
Brassica napus (rape) is the source of this 2247-nucleotide messenger RNA. RefSeq lists its product as uncharacterized. Lineage: Eukaryota; Viridiplantae; Streptophyta; Magnoliopsida; Brassicales; Brassicaceae. The transcript has 4 exons. Bases 1 to 2247 code for a protein of 748 amino acids. Gene Ontology annotation, molecular function: catalytic activity. The record is from RefSeq and is a predicted model, not a curated record.